This is a messenger RNA of Mytilus trossulus (common blue mussel), 6140 nucleotides long. RefSeq lists its product as uncharacterized. NCBI's taxonomy places the organism in Eukaryota, Metazoa, Mollusca, Bivalvia, Mytilida, Mytilidae. The transcript is spliced from 8 exons. Gene Ontology annotation, molecular function: protein binding. Gene Ontology annotation, biological process: signal transduction. The record is from RefSeq and is a predicted model, not a curated record. Bases 230 to 2764 code for a protein of 844 amino acids.
UGAUAACGCAUUUCCCUUUGCUGGCACCUCUGAAGAAUUUCUCAAACUGCUAUCCACUGGCACAUAUGAGUCGUUUGAAAAUAGGGUAUUCCUUUGUGGAAGUUGUGCAUGUGGAAAGUCCACCCUAGCAAGUGUUCUUAUUGGUAGCCCAAUACCGCGUACAUGGCAAUCAACAGAUGGAUUAGUCAUACACUUUGGGCGUAACGGUAUCAACUUGGAAACGUUUGAGAUGGUUCCCUUACAAGGAGAAGACAGAGGUCAAAAUGUACUGACGAAAGUUAUAAUCGGAAAGCCUACUCGUGAAACUAGCACAUGUCAAAGUCCUGAUACCCACCUGGACCAGCACAUUGCGCCAUCACCAAUUGGUACUGAUAAUCUGGAAUUAAAUUUAAUGGCUAUAAGGAACGAAGCCAGCUACAGUUCCAAAGUUUCUCAACUAUCCGAUGCUUGUUUAACAAAAUCUAAAGAUUUACCGAGUACAAAAACCGUCAAAUCUAAAAUAAAAAACACGCCUUCAAUUAGUCUGCCAAAAACAAAGAAAAUUGAAGCAUACGCUGUACAUGAAGACAUUUUGAAAGAAGUUAAGAGUGGUCAAUACAAAAUCAAGAUUGCCCCUUCAGAUCUGGUUGACUUUGGUGGUCAACGAUCGUAUGAUAUGACCCAUCAGUUAUUUGUUCAGCACGGUGGGACAUUUGUCAUUAUGUUUGACGGUAGUAGAGAUUUUCAUGAACCACUGAAGGAAUAUCCUACGGGAGAUAUUUCUAAUGAAUCUAUUGUGCGACAUUGGGUCAAUUCAAUACUCACCUACUGUGUUGAUGAUAGUGAUGUUAUGCCUAUGAUCGUGUUUGCUGCCACCCAUAGCGAUCUGCUUCCGGAGGAUUUACAGAAAAAAAUGAAAACAGAUUUUGUGAAGAAAGUUACUGACAUGUUUGGUAGCCAUGAAGGGAAGAUACACUUUGUCUUCGAUCCAGUUUUCUUUAUAAAUGCUACAGACAAAAACGACCAGGAAAUUCAGAAUUUGAAAAACCAACUUGUCAGUAUUGCCCAGAACCAGCCAUCUUGGGGACUACGACGGCUUAUGAUUUGGGUUCCUCUUGAACUGUUGAUUUCAAAUAUGAAAAAAGACAAUGUCAAUAUUAUAUUUAAAUCACAUUUAGCUGAGGCAAACACAAUGAAUGGAGAUCUAGCACUGUCUGAUAAACAACUUGAAGACUUUCUCUUAACACAGCACGCGUUGGGCAAAAUCAUGUAUUUUGAUCAACCAGAACUUAACAACUUCAUCAUUCUGUAUCCUCCUGCAUUGGUCAACAUCUUGAGGUCAUUUAUUACUGAUGAAUUGUUUUGGCCAGAGGAUGAAACCCUUAGAAAAAUCCUUAGAAACAUGACUGAUACUGGAAAGAUAUACAAAAAAGAUCUCAUGAAACUGUGGCAGCAAAAAAGAUUCCGCACUCACAUACCAGAUGAUGACUUCAAAGAAUUCGUUAUUCAAGUUCUCAUACAUCUCGAUAUUUUGGUCCUCCCAAAACGAUAUUUAGGUAAGAGUGAUGCACACGUAGAUUAUUAUUUGGUACCAUGUACAGUCAAAGAUAAGAUGCCGAUGUCAUUUCUAGAUGACAAAUCAUUUGCAAACAGAACACUUUCUUUGGUCUAUCGAUUGCAGCAGUCAUCCAUACCAUCUGCACUUUCCUUCAAACUUAUUGGAGCAGUAAGUGGUAUAUGGCCAAUUAUGGAGUUAAACGGUCGUCCAUUAUUAUACCACUCCUCUGCCGUGUUAUCUGUUGAUGGCAAUACCGAGUUCCGAAUGAUUGUAGAGGACACAAAAGUUAUUGUCUACCUCACACACAUGUCAUCUAAGUCGUCUAUCUCUCCAGAUAUUGCAGCCAGCAUACAAGAAUGUCUAACCGCGACUCUAGAAGUUGUUUUAAAAUUCUAUCUCAGCACCAUUGGAAAGAGCCACAAAACGGCAAAUUUGUCAAAUCUCUUUCAAAUUGAAGUCGGGGAAGUGUGUGACAGAUCACCCUGCACGAUAUCCAUUUCAAAGGCGAAAUUAAAUUCUGACUGGGUAUGCAACAGCGGGAAUGAACAUUCUUCCAGAUAUUCUUUACUCUGGGUUUUUAAUAAGACACAGGACGAAUGUCCGGCCACUUGUCCAGGUCUUUCAAAAACUAUCUUGCCAAUAUCCCCAAGCGAGCAACAUCUGUCAAGAUUUGCCGAUCAGCUUUCCAAUAAUAGUUGUAGAGAGUUGAUGAUUCGUCUUGGUUUACAACUUAAAGAUUGGGAAGAUAUUGAGGACAAUUACAAAGGGAUGUCCCUUAUUAUCCGAAUCAUGGCAUUGCAUUGCUGGAAAACAAAAAGAAUAAAGGGAAAGCCGGCAAAAUCAUUUAGUAAUUUGCUGGAUGCACUAACAGCCAUUGGUGACAAACGUCAUUUACUUUGCAAGGUGUUCAGAGAAGACACAGAUUUGUUAGAUAUUGCAGAUAUUCGUCUUCAAAACGUUCCGGACGACAGUGUUCUAAAUGGUCUUCCCAGGAACCUUGGUAACUGUGCCAUACAACUCGGAAUUGAGCUAGGAAUUACAAUGAGUUCGAUAAAUGAGACAAUGGUACGUCAACACAAAGAUAUGUACAGUCAGAUUUAUGACAUCCUGAGGAAAUGGAAAUCUUCACGAGAUGUGAAACCUACAAUAUAUAGGUUGAUGCUUGCUCUGGAACGUGUAGAUAUUGGAGGAUUGAAUUAUCUGAAGGGUGUAUAUCUGAAACAAUAAUAUGUCUUCAAUCUUUUAUAGAAAAUUAACGUUUUCUCUCCACUUGAGAGGAUAUCGUUUAUAAUCCUAUAUCCAUUUUAACUCUAAGCGUUUAUCAAAGAAAACAAUUAACUAAUGUUAAAACAUCUCGAGAAAAAUAUAAAAUUUGUAUAUCAAUAAUGAUAACAAAUAAUACAUAAUCAUAAUGGAACAACCAGAUAUUUUACUAAAACUUAGAAAACCUGAUUUCAGAUAGGAAAAAAAAACGUACACCAUAUAUAGCAUUGAAUGAUUUUUGGUGUGUUGUUUAACUAACAUAACUUAUGACAGGUCAUAUGGCUUAGAUACCUAUGUAUUGAUUUGUAAGAGCUAAUCAAGUAAUUCUCUCGGAUAUUCAAGCAGCUCUUCGUUUAAGGGAGUUCGCUUCCUAGUUUCAAAGUAAUUAACUUUUCAAAACACUAGUUUAUAUUGAUAGGGGAUUAAUAAAGGAAUCCAAAGAGUCAAAAAAUAUAUAGGUCACCGUGCUUGUUUUCAAGAUUUUAGCCAUUGAAAUUUUGGCGGGAAAAUAUUCUCUCUAGACUUUUCAUAACUUAAUUAUUGACAAGUUGCAGUUCCCAAAUACUGUUAAAAAGUAAUUAAAAUUUUAUAAGUCUUUUACAAAUGGCUUAUCAUUAUACAUUUAAAAGAUUUACAAAAAGAAAAAUAGGGGUCACCGGGCAAAUUUUUUCAGGGCAUUCAAAUGAAUAAAACCAGAGGAUACUGAAAAUCUGACAAAAAGUCCAAAAAUGGCAAGCCAGCUUCCUUAACUUAAAGCAGUAGCAAUAGUUGGUUCACCAUCAAUAACAAGAUUUCAGGUUUAUAUCAUGUAUAUUGUUAUAAACAGAUGGGAUGUCUGUAUAACAUUCUAAAAUGUUGUAAUUUUAGAAACUACCGUAUAGCGGGUUAUUUUCGCGGGGUGUAAAUUUUCGCGUAUUUUCGCGGAUAGAACAAAAUCGCCAAAAUAAAUUCCGCCAAUUUAAAAGUGUACAUGCAAAGGUAAUGUUAAAAAUGUUGAAUCCGCCAAAAUAAUAACCGCCAAAAUUUUUCGUAUACCUUAUUCAAUGAAAAUCGCGAAAUUUUACACCCGCGAAAAUAAUCCGCUAUACGGUAUUUUUCAAACAAAAUGUUUGCAUGUGACAAUACACGGUACCAAUUUCCCAGCACCAGAAUAGCAGUUACUCAAAUUGUAUUUCUCAAUGAUGUUCAGGACUAAACUAUUCUGACAAUUUCAAUAAACGUUGAGGACGAGCCAAUCCAAUCGAAAAUGAUAAAAUAUUUAUCCAAACCCUUUCACAUGCAAACAGGUUUUAGGGUACUGUCGUUAUUAUGUUACAAACUUAUCAUUGAUGAUUAAAACAAUUAAGUUGAUAAGACAUUUACUAAAUCAUUUGUAUGUCCAUUAAAAUAUGCCUAUUUUCGUCCAAACUGACUAAAGAGUGUAUAUUUCAAGCCAAGUUAUACAAGAAUAAACAUGAUAAAUAUAAAUAAGUAAAAUCAAAAACAGAAAAAAGCAAUAGUAUUCUAAAGUUUUGUUUCAGUAUUUUUGUUGACGCUACUUCUUAUGUUGGAUUUUUGUACAUUGAUAUAUAAAUAUAACCAUUUUCAAGUUGUUGUGUUUAACUUAAGCUUUUGAUCGAUUUUGAUCCGUUUUUAAGAGAGAUUUCUUACAUUUGUUUUCAAUUUGGAAAUAUGUUUUGCUUUUGACAGAUCCUUGUAAAUAACUGUCGUCCUUCGUCAUUCGUCAUCCGAGUAAUUGCUUUUAUUAUAUCCGAUCAACAAAUAAGCAAAUGCAAGCACAUUGAUUUUGUAGAAAACCAAGAUAUAUUGGUAAGGCGCGAAAAAACGCCGACAUGUUUCAACAUCAUAAAGCGGUUAUUGUCAAAACACUCUAUAGGUUUAUGAUUUUUCAAACUGUUACAACGGAAUAAAUAAUAAUGUUAACCGAAGAAGGGUUAAUAUUGGUUAAUUAAAUGAAGUGCUAACAAAUAUUUGUAACUAAUGUAUAAGUAUACCAUCUUCAUUAAUUUGACAUAAACAGAUUAUUAUCCUUGUGGUCAUAAUUAUAAUCAUACAGAUGUAAAUAAGUUAAAUGUUCUUCGGGAGUAAAUGGCUUUCCCAACAUUUAUUUGACAACGCCUAUCAAGUACUUCUUCCCCUUGCACACAGUGGAUGGUUUUAUUAAAAAAGAAAGAACAAAUGACAGCUGAUAAAGUCAUUGGCAUGGGAUUGCAAUUACUUGAAAAAAGGCUACUUACCAUUUCAAAGGUUUUGGUGAAAAACUGUUCUGACAUUUUAUGGCCUAAAUACAAAAUAAUAGUAAACCAAAUAUAAUUAUAAACACUUUUUUGUUUUUCCAUAACCAUGAUAACAGCGAUAUCGGAACUAUAUCUUAACAUGCUUAAUAUACUAGGUAUAGUUUAUUUACGUAUAUAAAUGAAGAAAUAUUGUUUCGACUGCGAGUAUUAGGGUCAGCGAAUUGAUACAGUACAUGGGCAAAUGUAUACGUCCCUUGAGUUUAUCUGCUAUAUAUUAAUUUUAUUAGAAAAACUUUUUUCAAUAAAAAUAUUUGGAAGGCAUGUAUGGUUGAAUUAUUAAACAUGUUAAAAGCAAGGUGUUAAGAAAUGUCUUCAGAUUAUUUUUUUUUGGCAAAGUUUUGUUUAAUUAUCUCAUUGUAUAGCAAAUUUUUGUACAAUAAAUAAUAUGUGUGUUAAUCUCGUGAUAAAAUGAAAAUUAUUCUCAGUGGUACAACCAAAUUGUCAAAUAAAUCUGAGACAAUUCUGCUCAAAUUGGUACCGUCUUGCUUAAAAUCAAAAUAAAAAUGACCCCGAAAUAUUGUGUUGGAAAAAUGUAGUUUUACAUGAAAUAUGUAGUGGGAAAUCGCAAGUGACGAAUAUUGAUGGCCAAACUCUGUUUUACCAUUUCUUAGUAACUAAGCAAUUUUCAACACGGUUAAAUUAAUGAUGCCACUUCGUUGUAUUUAUCCGUAAUCAUGUCUUAUCGUUAGGGUUUGCAGGUUUCAACCCCCUCGCCCCCAAAAAAUCAAUUAAUCAAUAAUUAAAAAAAAUGUACAAACUAUGAUUGUAAAUGAAAGGUUACAUGGCAUAUCAGCUGACUUAAAUUUUCGAACAUAUAAAGUUUACUGAAUUCGUUAAAUAAUUUGGGCCAGCCUUCGUCGAAAGUGUUAUGGUUGAAUUGAAUAUGGAAUGCAACAUGAUGUUGAAUCUAAUAUUUAGAAUAAUAUAACUGAUGUAACACAUUUUGUUCUUCAUGGAUAAUUAUAUCAAUGGAAUAUAUGAUUAUGUAAAUGUCAUGUACACACCUAACAUAUUAUGCUUGCAAUAAAAGUUUGGCUUUAUUA